UUGCUCUUCAAUGCAACGUUAGUGCACGAGAAGUGCCCGCCAAAUUUCGCAUUGGUUUCGAGCUACCCGCGCAAGUCGUUGAACUGUGCACCGGAGUGGUAUCGCGAGUUUGGCAUAGUGCAGGAUCCAGCCAAUAUUCCGACAUUCCAGGAUUGCGGGUUCGAAAAAUCGGUGGUCGUUUUGGUGCAGGACAAUGAUGCCUAA
This is a messenger RNA of Gongylonema pulchrum, 204 nucleotides long. The record is from the annotation of a GenBank genome assembly. Lineage: Eukaryota; Metazoa; Nematoda; Chromadorea; Rhabditida; Gongylonematidae.